AUCCUCAUCUCGCUGCUCUUCUCGCUCGGACUCGGUGCUCAGCAGCUGUCGCUGUCGGGGAUGUACGGCAGCCUGUGCUCACCAAACUUCCCGGAGCCGUAUCCCCGGGACAUGCAGCUGCGCUGGAACGUCAGCGUUCCUGACGGCUUCCAGAUCAAGCUCUACUUCAGCCACUUCGACCUGGAGCCGUCUUACCUGUGCGAGUACGACUACGUCAAGGUGGAGGCUGAGGGGGAGGUGCUGGCGCUGUUCUGUGGGAAGGAGCAGACGGACACGGAGGCGGUGCCGGCUCAGCAGGCCCUCACUUCCCCCAGAAACUCCCUCAGCCUCCUCUUCUCCUCUGACUUCUCCGACGAGGAGCGGUUCUCCGGGUUCGUGGCUCACUACAGCGCCGUGGACAUAGACGAGUGCAGCGAGCGGAGUGGCGAGGACGCGCUCUGCGAUCAUUUCUGCCACAACUACAUCGGAGGAUACUACUGCUCCUGUCGCUAUGGUUACCGGCUGCACUCUGACAACCACACCUGCAGAGUGGAGUGCAGCAGCGAUGUGUUCAGGGAACGCUCCGGAGUUCUGAGCAGCAUUGACUUCCCUGCUCCGUACCCAAAGAGCUGCGAGUGCUUGUACCGCAUCGAGGUGGAGGAUGGCUUCAGGCUCCGCCUCCAGUUUGACUCACACUUUGAUGUGGAGGAUCACCCUGACGUCAGCUGUCCCUAUGACUACAUUAAGAUUAAAGCAGGAAGUGCUGUGUUCGGUCCGUUCUGCGGCGAUCGAUCUCCAGGAGUCAUUCAGACCGACAGCAACGUGGCCUCCAUCGUGUUCCACAGCGAUAGCUCUGGAGAAAACCUCGGCUGGAGGCUCGGCUACACGGCUACAGGAAGUCAAUGUCCCGUGCCCAAUACUCCGCCCAACGCCCUGAUGAACCCCUUCCAAUCAGAAUACUUCUUUAAAGACCACAUCCUGUUCACCUGUGAGCCUGGAUACCACCUGCUGAAGGACGGAGGUCACCUGGAUCACUAUCAGAUCGACUGCCGGGCCGAUGGAUCAUGGAGCGACCGUCCUCCUCCGUGCCACAUGGUGGAUUGUGGGAGUCCAAAGAUGGUCGACAUGGCUGACGUGGUGUUUGGUAACCAUGACAACAGCACACUGUUCGGUGCGACCGUUCAGUACGUGUGCAGGGAGGGCGGCGUCCAGCUUAACACUUCAUACAGGUGUGGUCUGAGUGGAGACUGGGUUGAUUCAGAAGGAAGGAGCACAGUACCCACCUGUCUGCCAACCUGCGGCCAGCCAUCCCGCCCUCUCCCCCCUCAGGUGAAGCGGAUUGUGGGCGGUCGUAGCGCCGAGCCUGGCUUCUUCCCCUGGCAGGUCCUGCUCAGUGUGGAGGACCUGUCCAGGGUCCCAGAGGAUCGCUGGUUCGGCUCUGGGGCCCUGCUGUCGGAGUCCUGGGUCCUCACAGCUGCCCACAUCCUGCGGUCCCUGAGGAGGGACACUAGUGUCGUUCCCGUGGCCGCUGACCACGUCAAGGUCUUCCUUGGUCUCCAUGAUGCCAGAGACAAACGUCGGGCCACCAACCUCUCCGUAGACCGGAUCUUCCUCCACCCGGACUUCCAACCCAACAACUACAACAACGACAUCGCCCUGCUGAGGCUGAGUGAGCGGGUGGAGUUUAACCAACUCAUCCGUCCAGUCUGUCUCCCACUGCCUCACACACAG
Molecule: messenger RNA, 1710 nt
Organism: Pundamilia nyererei
Lineage: Eukaryota; Metazoa; Chordata; Actinopteri; Cichliformes; Cichlidae
Gene: masp1
Product: MBL associated serine protease 1
Exons: 11
Biological process (GO): proteolysis; complement activation
Cellular component (GO): extracellular region
Molecular function (GO): calcium ion binding; serine-type endopeptidase activity
Source: RefSeq, a predicted model, not a curated record